CUCACGGGUGCUGGUUCAGUACUGGUCACAUGACCGUCCAAUCGGGCAUGGUCUGGUCGCGCGAUCGGUGGAUCCACGUCAACAACAAACUGUCCCAUCCAUGGUUCGCCUCGUUCUCUGGACUAUAUAUCAGAUGAUGAUAACGAGGUCGCAAUGAAUCGCCAAGGGCUUCCCCUUCCACUCCUUCGGGGAACCACCACAUUUGAAUCCGCCGUGGAGCAGGAGGAGGACAUGCUCCUUGAUCUAGACUAUCCCGAGCAGCGGAUAGAUUUCUUCGUGUCACUCUACAGCAAUCGCAAGGAGAUUCAGAAUCUUGCGGCUCAUCAUCUUGGCCUCCAUCCAUCAGACACCUGCCAAAUAGGAGGGGUAAAUGAGUGGGUACAUGGCAGCUUCAAUGUCUGCAUUCCUCUUUAUAUCAACAAACACAAUGACCCCCCGGCAAAGCGGGCCCUCAUCAGGUUCCCCUUACCAUAUAAGGUAGGGGAAGCCACAUACCCAGGCAACGCGGAUGAAAAAGUCCGCUGUGAAGCUGCGACUUUCAUUUGGAUGCAGGAUAAUUGUACGGACAUUUCGAUACCGCAGUUAUGGGGAUUUGGACUUGCUGGUGGUCACAGUUUUACAAGGCCUGAGAAUACCCCAUUGAUAGUCAGGAUCCCCUGGUACAUCAAGCGAUCUGUCUCAUGGCUCUUUGGUUGGACCCUUCCCUGUCCCUAUGUCUGUCAUCGCCGUUCAACUAUCCUGGAAAACGGAUAUUUGGUCAUGGACUACGUUGGCAGUCCAGAGGUACAAAUGCUAUCUGAGACAUGGGAUGAAGACCGUAACGAUCAAGGCAAAAGAGCCAAUCUUUUCAGGGGCCUAUCUCAAAUUAUGCUUUCUUUGAGUCGGACACCACUACCGUGUAUCGGAUCUUGGACACUAGACUCCGAUGGAGUACUGCGGCUUUCUAACCGUCCCCUCACUCUCCGGCUCCAUCAGCUAGAAAAUGGGGGAGUACCAACCAACAUCAGUCGAGGGAUGACUUAUUCAACCGCGGUAUCAUACUAUCUUGAUCUGCUAUCGUGCCAUGAUAAUCGCUUACGAUAUCAGCCGAACUCCUUAAAUGAUGAGGAAGAUGGCCGAGCCCAGAUGGCAAGAUUGGCUAUUAUGCGAGCAUUACUGCCACAGUUCACUGACAGACAACUUUGCCAAGGACCUUACUUGUACCAAUUUACAGAUAUGCAUCCAAGUAAUAUUUUUGUUGAUAGCCAGUGGCAUGUCAAAUGCGUGGUUGAUCUCGAGUGGGCGUGUUCUCUACCAGCAGAAACUUUGCAUCUUCCAUAUUGGUUGACUGGUCGCCCUAUAGACGACCUAACUGGCGAGAGCCUCAACACCUUCAGCCAGGCAUAUGAUGAAUUCUUGGGUCUUUUCGAAGAAGAGGAGAAAUCAUUUCCCCUCAUUGAGAACAGUUGUUCAUAUAGAACAAACCUUAUGAGGAAAGGUUGGCAGACUGGAAGCUUCUGGUAUUUUCUGGCUUUGAACAGUCCAAAAGGCCUCUUCAAUCUUUUUCAUCAACAUAUUCACCCCAUCUUUGAUUCAUCUCAUUCUGUUUCCUCGGAACUGCCGCGGAUUGUCUCGAAAUAUUGGGCUGUGGACAUGGAGGAGGUGAUCGAUGCUAAGCUCCGAGAUAAGGAGAAGUAUGAGAAGACACUGCGUCAGCGGUUCGCGUGUGCAAAUGAACAUACAUGAAGAUAGAACCCC
Molecule: messenger RNA, 1737 nt
Organism: Aspergillus candidus
Lineage: Eukaryota; Fungi; Ascomycota; Eurotiomycetes; Eurotiales; Aspergillaceae
Exons: 2
Coding region: 154-1725 (523 amino acids)
Source: RefSeq, a predicted model, not a curated record